Messenger RNA from Trichophyton rubrum CBS 118892, 1202 nucleotides. RefSeq lists its product as uncharacterized. Gene Ontology annotation, molecular function: protein binding. The transcript has 2 exons. The record is from RefSeq and is a predicted model, not a curated record. The coding region runs from base 168 to 929 and encodes 253 amino acids. Lineage: Eukaryota; Fungi; Ascomycota; Eurotiomycetes; Onygenales; Arthrodermataceae.
UCGCCCGUCGCUGUGACAGGUUCGGCUAUUGCGCUAUAUAAGAUGCCUCUCGCCGUGUGUUGUUGUCGUUGUCGUUGUUGUUUCUGUUGCUGCAGUCGACAACGUCAACAACGUCAACAACUACAGCAUCGCCAGCUCACCACACGGCUGCAGCUCGCUCGACAGCCAUGUCCUUUCUCAAGAAGUUCGAAGAGCUGAAGGCCAGCUUCUCAGACAAGCCGCAGCAAGGAGGUGAACGCGGCUAUGGCGAGCCUCCUUAUAGCCAGCAGCCACCAUACGGCCAGCAGCCGCCGCCGCCGCAGCAGCAACAGUAUGGCCAGCCUCCAUACGGUCAGCCUCCAUAUGGUCAGCCUCCCUACGGCCAGCAGCAGCAGUAUGGCCAGGUCCCGUACGGCCAGCCCCCGCCGCCGCAGCAAUAUGCACAGCAGCCGCCCUACGGAGGCCAGCAGCAGCAGUAUGGACCUCCACCACCCCCUCAAGGCCCGCCGCCUCCUCUCCCCGCCGGCUGGGUUCAGCAUUGGGACCAGGUGAACCAGCGUGCAUACCAUGUCGAGCAGGCCACCGGUCGUUCGCAGUGGGAGGCCCCGAGCAUGGGACCAGGAGGCUAUGAGAAUCGCGGUGAGGGCAGCUCAUAUUACGCUGGCAACCCAACUGGUCCAGCAGCUGCUUCAACCGGUGCUGCGGCUGGCAUGGCUGCAACACCUGGAGCAGGAGGGUACGGUACAUCUCAAUACGACAGCUCGCAUGCCAGCUAUGACAAGGAGAAGGAGAAGAAGAAGAGCUCCAAUACGGCUGCGAUGAUGGCUGCUGGUGCAGGUGGCCUCGCUGUCGGUGCUAUUGGUGCUGCCGUGGUUGCACAUGAAAUCAGUGCGUUGUUCUCUUAUCUCUGUCCUCAUUCUACAAGCAUAGUACUGACUGGAUCUACUUAGACGAACACGAGGAAGAAGAGCGCCGGGAGGAGUUCCAAGAUCUCCAGGAGGAAUAUGACAACUCAGGCUCAGGUUCUGACGGUGGUGACUACAGCGACUAGAUAGGGGAAUGACCUUCUACCGUCCUCGAGGCAGGGUUAUAACUUGCCAGGAGCUUCUUUCUUUGUAGGGCCAUCAAUGGAGAUUGUUGGUAUUCAUGGCUAUGUCUGUUACUCUCUGCAGUAUGCAAUAACAUCACGAACGACACGCUUGUCCUUGAUACCUCUUUUCUUU